Messenger RNA from Trichoplusia ni (cabbage looper), 1716 nucleotides. It is a transcript of the gene Las, whose product is annotated as lipoyl synthase, mitochondrial-like. The transcript has 8 exons. Gene Ontology annotation, biological process: lipoate biosynthetic process. The coding region runs from base 151 to 1251 and encodes 366 amino acids. NCBI's taxonomy places the organism in Eukaryota, Metazoa, Arthropoda, Insecta, Lepidoptera, Noctuidae. Gene Ontology annotation, cellular component: mitochondrion. The record is from RefSeq and is a predicted model, not a curated record. Gene Ontology annotation, molecular function: lipoate synthase activity; 4 iron, 4 sulfur cluster binding.
AAAUUCUUAGUGACAUUUCAAGUCUGCACGUGACAUCACUAAUCUGAUUUGUUGUUGUGAAAUGUAAAAAGUAUUUUUUUUAUAUUAAUCUUUUUAAGUGAUAAUUUUCCUUGAUUAAAUACUGUGACAAAAUUAAUGAUAUCGUAAAAAAUGUUUCGUAGCAAGCUUAGAUAUUCUGUUUUACGAGGAAGCCAUGACUUUCAGAGAUGUAAACAUACAAGCAAACUUGAUGCAAUACGUGAAAAGCUCCGCGAAGGUCCUGGUUUAGCUGAUUUCGUUUCUGAAGACCGUCCUAAAGACUGGAAUGAAUAUGAGGGCAAACUGAAAAGAGAGAAGGGUGAGGCAGAGCGCCUGAGACUGCCUCCUUGGCUGAAGACAACUAUACCUACUGGGUCAAAGUUCAGUGAGUUGAAGGAGCAACUCCGUGAAUUGAAGCUCAGCACUGUGUGUGAGGAAGCUCGAUGUCCUAACAUUGGGGAGUGCUGGAGUGGGGGCAAGCAUGGGACUUCCACUGCUACCAUCAUGCUGAUGGGCGACACGUGCACCCGCGGCUGCAUGUUCUGCUCGGUGAAGACGUCCCGCGCGCCGCCGCCGCUGGACGCGCGCGAGCCCCGCAACACGGCCCGCGCCGUGUCGCGCUGGGGCCUCGCCUACAUCGUGCUCACCUCCGUCGACAGGGACGAUUUACCAGAUGGUGGAUCAGCUCAUUUCGCUGAAACAGUUAGAGAAAUCAAAAGGGAGAACAAGGAGAUCCUAGUGGAGUGCCUGGUGCCGGACUUCCGCGGCAACCGCGACAGUAUCGAGACCAUCGCCAGCUGCGGCCUCGACGUGUUCGCGCACAACAUCGAGACUGUCGAACGACUUACACCAUUCGUCAGGGAUCCCAGAGCUGGGUACCGUCAAACACUGAAAGUGUUACAGACAGCUAAAGAGGUGAACCCGGACUUGAUCACGAAGUCCUCAAUCAUGUUGGGCUUGGGGGAGUCGGACCAGCAAGUAGAACAAACUAUGAAGGAUCUACGUGAAGCGGGCGUGGACUGCGUGACCCUCGGCCAGUACAUGCAGCCGACGAAACGUCAUCUCAAAGUCUUUGAGUACGUCACACCAGCCAAGUUCAAGGAGUGGGAGGAAAGGGGGAACGAACUGGGAUUCCUGUACACAGCCAGCGGACCUCUCGUCAGGUCCUCUUACAGAGCAGGAGAGUUCUUUAUUGCUAGCCUAUUGAAAGAUAGGAAAGCGAAAAGCUUGUGACCCGAAAAUGCCUAAUGGACUUGUGAUACUAGAUUCAUUUUAGUCGACUAAAUACUACAAAGUGUUGGUAUAGAAGUUAUGGAUUAAAUGACACACUUUUUUAACGAAGAGUCAGGUUUUCUAGAUUUUGUAACUACUAAGGAAUAGGUUCCUUUUAUCACUGCUAGAUGGCGCUUACCUUAGUUUGGCACUCAUGCGGUUAGAUCAAUUUUCUAUUUAUUAUUUCAAUAUUUUAUGGUAAAUUAUUAUAUGUUUUAAUUUGUAAACGAUUAAAUUCGUGAUAAUAAAUAAUGAACCUUAUUGUAAUAGACAAUGAGAUUAUUUUAGCAAGUGGGUGUCACAAAAGCCAAAGCUAGAUUGUUAUCAAUAUUGUAUGUAUAUUAUGUGGAUCUGUGUAGCUUUAGCGCAAUCAUUUAAGCUAUUUAUUGUGAUUUUGCUUUUGUUAAUAAAUGUAUUUUGUUACAA